Glossina fuscipes is the source of this 4493-nucleotide messenger RNA. RefSeq names its product nuclear factor of activated T-cells 5 (gene sr). Gene Ontology annotation, molecular function: DNA-binding transcription factor activity, RNA polymerase II-specific; RNA polymerase II cis-regulatory region sequence-specific DNA binding. The transcript has 6 exons. Gene Ontology annotation, biological process: regulation of transcription by RNA polymerase II. The record is from RefSeq and is a predicted model, not a curated record. NCBI's taxonomy places the organism in Eukaryota, Metazoa, Arthropoda, Insecta, Diptera, Glossinidae. The coding region runs from base 573 to 4493 and encodes 1306 amino acids.
CACAAACAGACACUCUUGAUAACUUUGUUUGAACGUUUCCUGGCGUAUCUAAGGGAACGUUUCUUUCCCGUAUAAAAAGAUCAAGGAUAUCGCGGACAUUGUUUACGUUGCUGCAAUAUUUACCCACUAUUGACGUCAUGUACUUAAUGUAUUUGCCAGGCUAAGAAAAUGGAUCGCGUGCACGUCGCUUCGUCGUAUUAUUUAUUCAAAGACUGAUUGUUAGGUAAAGUGAAAACAUCGAAAUCGUGAAAAUUUAAAAUUUGUGAAUCUAGCAAAACAUUAAAAUGAAUUAGAGUUGUUUACGUAAGUCUUGCAGAAGUGUUUUAAGAAAUAUGAAAUUAUUGGUAGUGUCAUGCAAUGGCACUUCGCAUCAAAUGUGAUUGUCUUCUUCGUCUUUUUCGUUUGUCUUUUGUUUUAUAAUUGGUUUGUGUUCAUUUGAUUUUGUCCUUUAUCUAUGAAGUUAACACCAUUUUACAAUAAUUUAAUUAUAAUUUUAAUUGUUAUUAUAAAAUUAUCAUCGUUGUUGUUGUUGUUAUUGUUAUUAAACGUGUAUUUAAUUUGCGAACGUAAAAAUGUUGUUAGCUAUGCGUCGCGAAAGUGAACAUCAUCAUCACAGUCAUCAACAUCUUAGUGGAAACGAUACCGCAAAUGUGCUGACACCGUCGCCGCUUAACGACAUAACUGUACUGACAACAACAACAACAACGACAACAACAAAUGGUUUUACGCCAUCCAAUACUUUAAAUUUGUCAACCGCCUCUUCAUCUACGGCAACAGAUAGUCUGAAUACACCUUCAACACCUUUGCUUAAUUUGGGGCGUAAUCCUUUACAAUUUACCGCCCCACCUCCCGCACCACCACCACCACCAACAAUUUCAGUUCAAUCAGGACCUCAAUUUGGAUUUUAUUCUCCGAACUCAACAGCGGCGUCAUCAACUUAUUUACAUCAUUACCCUCAUACAACGCCAACGCACAUCGCGGCACAAGCGGUGGAUAACGCUAGUGGUAGCUACGUAGGGCAAACUUCAAAUAGGGCUACGGCUACACCUUCUGCCGAGCUAGAUGAAUAUGUCGAUAUAUUACAAGUGCAACAGCUGUUAUUGGAUUCUUCGUCGUUGAAUCCACAAACAGGCCAUCAACAGAUACCCAUAACUUCCAAUACAAGUAUAACUAGCGCCUCUUCGAUAAGCAGCAGUGAAUCGCACACGAGCACUUCACAAGCACAGGUUAGUUUGCCGAAACCUCAACCUCGCCCUCGCUUAAAUCUACAAAAGGCAUCCGAAUAUGCAGCACAACAUCAAGCUGACUCUCCGUCCUCCCGUCGUAUGUUAUUAGAUUAUCCAAAUCCUUACUUGUACAGUAAUCAUUAUCAUACGUCACCGAGUGAGGAUUUAGUAGCCCUUUGGUUUGGCAGCAAUGGAUCCGGUGGCGUAGCCCCUGGAACCCCAUCAGCGGCCAUGAUCAUGGAAGGGCUUGAAACCCUGGUGGCGCCAUCGCAUCACACAUUCCUGCUGACCGAAUCGGCUGCAGCGGCGCACUUUAAUGUUUUAAGUUUCGACACAUGUCUAUUUAAAACGACUGCACCUACAAGUCCCUCAACAGCGGUGACUUCGGCUGCUCCCUACCUCAGUAAUCCCUCAAAUUUUGGUGGCAGCCAUUUAAGCUCUCAAACGUUGUUACAUUACAAUUUGUCUUCGAAUCCGGCCGCUACGCUUUCAUCUUCAUCAUCAUCGGCGGGCGCCGCAUCAAGUCCGAACGCCGCUUCUUCUUCAGCGAACAGUAGUAACUCCAUUUUAAAUUCUUUGCGGUCGCAAACGACGCGUUUGGGCAGCAUUUCAGUGGCUGCUGAAACUCAACAACAUUUGCAGAGUCCGCCUUUGCACGGUGCUGGCCCCUCAAUAGCUAGUGCGGCCGUUAGCGUAAACAGCGGCGGGGGUAGCUCUUCAACUACUACCAGUGGUCGAAGUUCCGCUUCACAUUUGAGCUUAUUAAAUACCACUCAACACAGUCCAAUCGCAGGAGCCAGCGUAUCUUCAGUAGCAGACAGUGUAGAUAUUAAACAAGCUCACAUUGAAGCUCAAUCCGGCGAUCUGAACACACCAGUCACAACAUCCAGCGACAUCCCAUCCUUUUUCGGUCCAUCAACGGUUGUGGAACCGCCGCCUAUAACAGGUUCUAUUGAAUCUGAAGAUUUAUCAUUGGAACCGCAAACAGUGGCCGCCAGUCCGGUGUUGUGCAGUCCUUUGAAAGAGGAACGCAGUACUCCGCCCACUUUGGCCAUUGUUAAGGAAGAGACAAGUAAUAAUAGUUGUACUAUGUACCCCACCUCCACUACCACACCACAACAACAACAGCAACAACAUCUAAGUCAAAUUACAACCACCAGCAACACAACAUUAGGAACAAAUAAUACAAAUACAACAACACAGAGUCAUACAACAACACAUCAUCACCAUCAUCAACAGCACCACAGUCAGCAUGUUAGUGGACAACAAUCACCAACACAACAUCAGCAUCACCAACAACAACAACAACAACAACAACAACAACAACAACACCAUCACCAUCAUCAACAACAACACUACCAACAACAACAACAAGCGCAUCAAUUACAACAGCAACAAAACCAAAUACAGUCAAGCAAUCAUUUACACCUGCAGCAACAACAACAACAACAACAGCAACACAAUCAUCAUAUACAACAACAACAUUAUCAACACCAGCAACAACAGCAACAUGCGCACCACCAUCAUCACCACCACCAUCAUCACCAACAUCAUCAUCAUCAACAACAACAACAACAACACCAGCCAUUACCUCAUUUAUCACACCAUCAACAUCAGCAACAACAACAACAACAACAUCAACAGCAUGCAAAUAGUAGUAGUAGCGGUAAAAUAUCAUAUCGUGGCAUUUUUACCACCACCACAGGUAACACCGCGAUGAGCGGUAUUAAUUCAUCUGGAAUUGUACAACAACAACAGCAACAACAACAGCAACAUCAACAACAACAACAUACUCAAUCCACGCAAAUGCAUUCACCCUCAUUGAGUAUAAUGCCUGGUCAAAUGUCGCCUCCAUCGGCGGGCUUAGGCAACAGCUGGAACUUGCCGAGUCCCGACAAGACUCUCUUUCAACCCCCCAUGUUUAGCCUGUUGGGUCCCGGGCCACAAAAUGCCGUAGCCACUCAAGCUCAUUAUGCCGCACAACAUCAUGCAAGCAGCAUUCCCACCUCUACACCUUCACCAAAUUCAGCGCAACAUAUGCACACAGCAUCGUCUGGGUCUGCCUACGAUGACGGACGUCAUGUUGAGCUGUUGGGAUUGCAAAUGGAUUGUUCUCCUAUUAUUCUUAAGCAAGCGGCUCCACCUAGUUAUACAAGCACGACCAGUUUUUCGACAUUAGCCGAUAUGCAACAGUCUCAAACAGCGCAUGAUUUGCAGCAAUAUCGCCAACAAAUGUCUGUGUCUACACCUAAAUAUCAAUGGCUUGAUUCUCCAGCUGAAUAUGGUAAUACUACUCAGUCUACCACAUUAGUAUUACCAGGACCUUCUUCAACUUCGUCCAGCGCAGCUUUAGGUGGUGGAAUCAUACCUAAGCAAGAAGCUUAUGCCGAACCUGCGCAAACGCCCACCCAUCACAUCCAAAGUACGGCAACGGCAGUGAGUGCAGGAGCCCAAAGCUCUUAUACAGUAGUACAACUGGCUGAAUAUUCACCUUCCACUAGUAAGGGCCACGAAAUAUUGUCGCAAGUCUAUCAACAGAGUGCAAUGCCAUUAAAGCUAGUCCCCGUCAAACCGCGCAAAUAUCCUAAUCGGCCUAGUAAAACGCCUGUACACGAACGACCUUAUGCUUGUCCUGUAGAAAAUUGUGAUCGUCGCUUUUCACGUUCCGAUGAAUUAACCCGCCAUAUACGCAUACAUACCGGCCAGAAACCAUUCCAAUGUCGCAUUUGCAUGCGCUCCUUCAGUCGCUCGGAUCACUUAACCACCCACAUACGCACGCAUACUGGCGAAAAACCGUUCUCUUGCGAUAUAUGCGGACGAAAAUUCGCUCGAUCUGAUGAAAAGAAAAGACAUGCUAAGGUUCAUCUAAAACAACGCAUCAAGAAAGAGUCCAAGCUUAGCCAACAGCAGCAGCAACAACAACAGCAACAACAGCAGGCUGCCGCAGCGGCCGCCGCUGCCCACCAACAACAGCAGCAACAACAGCAACACCAGCAACACCAGCAACACCAUCAUCAUCAGCAGCAACAGCAUCAUCAACAUAUGCUUCACUCCUCUGACAUUUCCAUAGUAACAUCAAGUUUGGAUGAGUGGCGCACAGAGGAAACAGAUGAGGAUAGUUGGAUCGAUGACCCACCAAUUCAAACGCAAACUAUAGAUGCCUCUACCAAUACAGACGCAAACGAGGAAAAUAUCGAAUUGGAUUUAUUCGAAGGAAAGCAUGAAAACAGUCAAGAUAUGGUUAUAUUGUUCCUGACAGCUCAAUAG